CAUUGAGGUGCUGCCAUCUUGAAAAUGGUGGUCUGCGUUACGUGAAGUGAUAUGUGCCUGCAAUAGUUUAACAAUAAUUUACCGAAAUGGCUGAUGUAAAAUCGUCCCACAGUGAGCCUGAAAUGAAAGGAUGGCUUUUCAAAUGGACCAACUAUUUAAAAGGAUACCAGCGAAGAUGGUUUGUGCUGUCUAAUGGACUUUUGUCGUAUUACAGGGCCGAAAAUUCGGGGGGGUCCAAACUGUCUAUCCGCCGCCGCCGGCGGGCUGCUCGGACGGAGAACCAAGCUGAAAUGUCCCAUACAUGUCGUGGCACAAUAAGUUUGCAUGGAGCAUUAAUACACACAGAAGAUUCAUGUACAUUUGUUAUAUCAAAUGGUGGCACUCAGACAUUUCACAUAAAGGCUGCCAAUGAAGUGGAACGUCAACGAUGGGUUACUGCCCUAGAACUGGCAAAAGCUAAGGCUAUCCGAGUGAUGGAGUCAGAGGAAGAAGAGGAAGUGUUUGAUGAGACAGGUCCAACAAGCCAGAAAAGUGACAUGGAAACUGUGAUAAAAACAUUAGCAGCUAAGUUGGAAGACUUACAGACAUGCAGCGAACUCAUCACUAAACAUGGAGGUGCCCUCCAGCGUUCCCUUUCUGAACUAGAGACACUAGAUUCAACUCAAGAUGUUUCAGCUAAACUAAAGUCUGUUAAUGAGAGGGCAACACUUUUCCGGAUAACAUCCAAUGCCAUGAUCAAUACAUGCAGUGAGUACCUGGAACUAGCGCAGUCACAGGGACGUAAAUGGCAACGCAUGCUGCAGCAUGAAAGGGAGCAGAGGCUCCGGCUGGAAGAAGUUGUAGAGCAGUUGGCACGACAGCACUCGCAUCUAGAGCAGGCGGCCAAAGAACAUCAAAUUCCCAAUCAAAAUAUGCCUAAUCCUACACAUUCAUCGCCAUCAGAUGAUGAUGAUGAGAAUGAGUUUUAUGAUGCCCAAGAAGAAAACCAUGCAGACGGUGAAUCUAAUUUCAUUCUUAAGAUUCCUCUUGGCCAUCGUAGAACGUCAUCAGGACUUAGUAUAGGAUCUCAGUUCUUCGAGACCUACCUACAACAGAUGGUUCAGAACCCCACUCAUGAUGGAAAUGCAUUAAAUCAAAUGGGCAUCAAUGGCAACAUCUUCAGGCUGUCGCAAUUGAAACUAUUAUCGGUUUCCGACACACGUCUGCCUCAUUCUGACGGUCAAGACGAAGCGUCUGGUUCUAGUAGUGAGGUGGACGACACUACUGAGACCAAGGUGCUGGUUAUCAGCACGGCCAACUCCACAGGCAAUGGCUGUGUGGAUCAAACCUCCACCACAACCACCACCAUUUGCAGUGGACAUGUGAGCAGUCACCAGAUUGGUCUUGGGACAUUACCCACCACAGGCAAGAGAAGACAGAGGAGGACACGUGUUCCAGAUAAACCUAAUUAUCCACUGAACUUGUGGAGUAUAAUGAAGAACUGUAUUGGCAAGGAGUUGACAAAGAUUCCCCUGCCGGUUAACUUCUCAGAGCCACUUUCAAUGCUGCAAAGGCUGACAGAAGAUUAUGAAUAUGCCGAGAUACUGGAUAAGGCCGCAGAGUGUGCAGAUGGUUGUGAGCAGCUGGCGUAUGUUGCAGCAUUUACAGUUUCCAGUUAUGCCACAACAAGUGUACGCACAGGAAAGCCAUUCAAUCCUCUUCUAGGAGAGACUUUUGAAUGUGAUCGAACAGAGGAUUUGGGAUGGCGUGCUGUAUCGGAGCAGGUUUCUCACCACCCACCGAUGGUUGCACAGUUUUGUGAAGGUCGCAAAUGGAGAUGCUGGCAGGAGUUCACAAUAGCUUCAAAAUUCCGAGGAAAAUAUCUGCAGAUCAUUCCUCUGGGAACUGCACACUUAGAGUUUGAGGGUUCAGGUAAUCAUUACACUUGGCGGAAGGUGACUACGACAGUUCACAAUAUAAUAGUUGGCAAGCUAUGGGUUGAUCAAAGUGGUGAUAUGGAUAUUAUCAACCAUAAGACUGGAGCAAAAUGUCAUUUGAAAUACAUCCCAUAUAGUUAUUUCACCAGGGAUGUUCAGAGAAAGGUAAAAGGCUGUGUCAUGGAUCAAGAUGGCAAUGUCAAAUGGAUUGUAUCAGGUACAUGGGACAAUAAGAUAGAAAUUGCACCAGUAACUGGUUCUCAAGGUAGCCUAGAGAAUCCAGUGUUCAAAACUGGUCCAUAUCAACUUGUCUGGAAGAGAAGGAUGCCUCCUCCAGAAUCGGAGCGUUACUACAACUUCACAGAAUUGGCAUGCCAACUAAAUGAACCUGAGGAAGGUGUGGCACCAACUGACUCGCGUUAUAGACCUGACCAACGGCUGAUGGAAGAAGGACGUUGGGAUGAGGCAAAUGCAGAAAAAUUAAGACUCGAGGAGAAGCAGAGGCAUGCUAUGCGGCAGCGAGAAUCAGCAGCUGAGAAAGCUGCUGCAGACGGUCGUCCGUACACUCCAUAUGAGCCUGUGUGGUUCAAGAAAGAGAAGGAGCCAUUCACUGGCAAUGUUUUCCAUAUGUAUCAAGGACAGUACUGGGCAUGCAAAGAUAAACAGGAUUGGGCUGUGUGCCCUGAUAUAUUCUAGCUGCCAUGGUGCUGGAUUAUUCUUACUUCCUCAGUCUUGCAACUGUUUUCUUCCUUUACUGUAGGGAAGAGCCCUACAUUGAAUAGCCAUCUCCUUGAUGGUAUAAUCGCCAUCCAAAUUUAUCAUGUAAAUAAAUUUGUAAUUUAAAGAAAAAAGUGUAUUUUAUUUCUCUGUAUUUUGUUCUGUCCAUUUUAAUUGAACCUCACUGUGUUACGUCAGAAGUAGAGCACUUUCCAGAAACAUUUUGUAAAGAGAGAGAGUGUGUGUGUGUGUGUGUGUGUGUGUGUGUGUGUGUGUGUGUGUGU
Messenger RNA from Schistocerca piceifrons (Central American locust), 2917 nucleotides. It is a transcript of the gene Osbp, whose product is annotated as oxysterol-binding protein 1. The transcript is spliced from 14 exons. The record is from RefSeq and is a predicted model, not a curated record. Lineage: Eukaryota; Metazoa; Arthropoda; Insecta; Orthoptera; Acrididae. Bases 87 to 2612 code for a protein of 841 amino acids. Gene Ontology annotation, cellular component: membrane; cytosol; intracellular membrane-bounded organelle. Gene Ontology annotation, molecular function: sterol binding.